CCGCUUGGUUUCGUCAUCGUUCAGGCGUCCCUUCCCGCUCGCAGUACUUCCUGCAGUUUCACUGGUUUCGCGUCGUGCGGAGGAGUCGCACGUCGAUAAAACGAGCUCGAGGUUAAAUCACAAGCUAGAAACUAUUCAGAAUGAGCACUCGAGUAUUCGUUGGUGGAUUAACAUACCGGGUGAGAGAGCGCGACCUUGAGAAGUUCUUCCGGAAAUAUGGUAGAAUCAAGGAGGUCGCUAUGAAGAAUGGAUUUGCCUUUGUGGUAAGUCUAAUGUGGUUCAAUUGUUUUUUUACAGUAUGGUAGGGACAAGGGUCUAUGUCGGUGGGCUUCCAUACGGCACCAGGGAAAGAGACCUUGAGAGAUUUUUCAGAGGCUACGGUCGAUUCCGUGAUGUUCUCAUCAAGAAUGGUUAUGGCUUUGUUGAAUUCGAUGACUAUAGAGAUGCCGACGACGCCGUGUAUGAACUAAAUGGAAAGGAACUUUUAGGAGAAAGAAUUACUGUAGAGAGGGCCCGGGGGACACCUAGGGGUAGUGACCAGUGGCGCUAUGGUGACUCCCGUGGUGGUUAUGGGGACUCGAGGCGAUCUGCCCGAGACGAUAUGCGGCACGACAGAGAUAGUGUGAACAGAAACACGAGGACCGCAUCUAGCUACAAGCAAUCAUUGCCCAGAUAUGGACCACCAACACGGACCGAAUAUCGCCUCACCGUGGAGAAUUUAUCGAGCCGCGUCAGUUGGCAGGAUUUGAAGGAUUAUAUGAGACAAGCUGGAGAAGUAACAUACGCUGAUGCUCAUAAGCAACGUAGAAAUGAAGGAGUUGUAGAAUUCGCGACAUAUUCUGAUUUGAAAAAUGCUAUCGACAAAUUGGAUGAUACAGAAUUAAACGGCCGCAGAAUUAGACUCAUCGAAGAUAAGAGACGCGGUCGUCGUUCCAGGUCAUCUAGUUCAAGAUCCCGCUCACGUUCCCGUUCACGUUCUCGUCGUCGAUCGCGUUCCCGCUCAAGGAGCCGCCGCAGCUCUCGCAGCCACAGCCGCCGUAGUACUCGUUCCAAAUCUAGGGCACACUCGAAAUCCAAGUCCAAAUCUAAAUCCAAAUCUCCUGAGCGCAGUCGCUCACGCUCAAAGUCCAAAUCAAGAGACCGCUCAAAGUCGAAAUCUAAGUCAAAGUCCAAAUCCAGAUCUCGUUCUAGGUCCAAGGCUGAGAGGUCAAAGUCCAGGUCGCAGUCCAAAUCCAAAGCCAAGUCUCCCUCAAAGGAUAGAUCGAGCCGCGAGCGUUCCAGAGGCGACCGAUCCAGAUCCCGGUCGGGAAGUAAACACAGCAAGAGUCGUAGUCAUUCUCGCUCGCCCAUGAACGGUGACAAGUCGCCGGAAAGCAAGAAAGCCGAUUAAAUAUAUUUUUUUAAAUUAACUUUUUUCUUUCUUUUCUUUUUUUUUAUAUAUAUUAAAUCACAUUCGAAAACCGCCAAUACCUGAUAUCAUUACAAUUUCCGAUUUUAUUGAUUGUAACAAUAAAGUUUCACAUAAAUCUGUACACAUUGUACCGACACUCUGUCAUACACUUUGAUACUCGGGAUAUUCAACACAAUCGGCUUAACAAUCUAUACCUUGUUUAUUCGAGACAACUUAUUAUUUCGUUACUUUAGCUAGUUAUGAUAUAUACAUGCUAGCCGCAUCUUGUGGUUUUUUUUUUACUCUAAUUUCUCUGUUUUUCUAUCAUUUCCUUUUUUAGUUGUUAAUUUAGGUUUAGAAUACACAUCCGAUUUGAAUAAUUCGUGCAUUUAGACAGAUAAGGAUUCUUUAUUCAUACGUCUGAUUCUACAUGUUUUAUCAUGUUCUCUACAUGUAUCACCAUAUAUCAGUACGAGUUCACUUAUAAUAAUAACGGCUUUUUGUAUAUAUUACUAAAAGUUACAUUACAAUAUAAGAAGGUAUGUGAUGUGUAUUAAAUUUAGCGGUAAGAGGCAUCUUGAUUGUCAAUAAAAAUUCUUGUCAAUGCAAAUUGACUUCAUGCCCGAGCAUACUCCGUUCCCGUUCGUUUAUUUUGCACAUCUUUAAAAAAAAAAAAAAAAAAAUACUUUAUAAAUAUUUUCAAAUUUUGACACGUAGUAUUAUAUUUCUAAUAUUGUGUGUGACUUUUAUACAAAGAGUUAAUUUCUUUAUAAUUAUUUGUACAAAAAACUUGUAUCCAACAAUUGUCUCUGUUAUAAAAUUGUGUCCAUUGUAUGUACAAUUGUAAUACAUAGAAGAAAUUA
This is a messenger RNA of Nylanderia fulva, 2253 nucleotides long. The record is from RefSeq and is a predicted model, not a curated record. Lineage: Eukaryota; Metazoa; Arthropoda; Insecta; Hymenoptera; Formicidae.